This is a messenger RNA of Sorghum bicolor (sorghum), 1823 nucleotides long. RefSeq lists its product as uncharacterized. The coding region runs from base 581 to 1684 and encodes 367 amino acids. NCBI's taxonomy places the organism in Eukaryota, Viridiplantae, Streptophyta, Magnoliopsida, Poales, Poaceae. The record is from RefSeq and is a predicted model, not a curated record. The transcript is spliced from 2 exons.
CUUGCCGUGCAGAGUUUUGGAGCUGUCAACGACCUAUUCCUCCGGAUCCUAUAGAUAGAUAGGGAUCAGCUGAUUAGUUUGUUGUAUAGGCUAAUGGUCACGUACAUGACCGAUUCUUCAGCUGAUCCGAGUCUCUAGGAGUUCAGUUAGUAGCCUACGGCCACCAGUGCUUUGGCACUUGUAUAUGUACUCAUACACUGUCAUGGAAUAUGAUUGAGCAUUCUCUCAUUCUCGUUUCUUACAUGGUAUCAGUCGACAUCUGAUCCAAUCUCCACUUCCGCUGCCCCAACUCUUCCACUGCUUCUGCCAUGGUGAGUCCAUCGGGUUCAUCUUCCUCCAACCCGUUCGCCGACCCCGCAGAACCUGCUCCCCCAGCUGCUGCAACACUCGUGCUGCUCAACAUCCGCAACCACGUUCCCGUCGUUCUCUCUGCUGAUGACGGCAACUUCCGGCAGUGGCGCAAUUUCUUUGAACUUACGUUCCAGAAAUUUGGCCUUGUCGACCACAUCGACGGCACCGUCGACGCCGCCGCCAUGAUCGACAACCCGGAGUGGCUCCAGGUGGACUCCUGCAUCGUCUCAUGGCUGUACUCCACCGUCUCCAAAGAAAUUUGGAACGAUCGCGAGCCACUGCCUACUCCGCGUGGACGGCGAUCACGAAUCAGUUCCUCGACAACAGCCUGCAACGCGCCGUCUACGCCCAGCAGGAGUUUCACAGCCUGUUCCAAGGCGACAUGAACAUCAGCGAGUACUGUGGUCGACUCAAACGCCUCGCCGACACUCUCUACGACUGCGGUGCCGCCGUCUCCGACCCGGCGCUCGUCAUCAACACCCUGCGUGGCCUGAACAACAAGUUCAGUCAGGCCAUUGCAGUCCUCUCCACCAUGUCUCCCCCGCCCAUGUUUCUCUACACCAAAUCCUACUUGCUGCAGGAGGAACACCGCAUGCGGCACUCCCAACACAUGGAGGCGCAGACGGCACUCAUGGCAGCCGCCACCACCCCACCUGCCACCAAGCCUGUCACGCCGAAUCCGCCUCCACCACAGGCACCCAACCCUGGUGCCAAUGAUCGUCGCAAGAAGCGCAAGGCGUCAGAUGGCCGCAAUCGCCAGAACACCUCCGCCGGUCACCAUGCUCCAUCCGGCGGCCAGAGCAGCAGCGCGUCGCCACCGCCAUGGGCUUCGGCGUACAACCCGUGGCAGGGCGUUGUGCAAGUGUGGCCCAUGCACGCCUGGCGACCCAGCGUCCUCGGAUCCCGGCCUGGCAUCCACCCCCCGCAAGCCAUGGCCGCGAUCUCUGCCCCACCACCGACGCAUCGGCACCUCUCAGGGCCAACUGCCGGCCGGGCUCUACACUGCCCUCAACGGCAUGUCCAUCAACAACAAUGGUGGUGUCGGCGGCGAUUGGUUCCUCGACACCGGAGCCACGGCUCACAUGGCAUCAAACACCGAUGGCGCUCCUCCGAUGUGAUUCAUCAGGCGACCUCUAUCCCAUCCAGCGCUCUUCGGCACCAUCUGCAUCAUCUGCGGCGCGCCCUGCAACAGCACUUCUUGCCUCCACCAACAGCACCACCUGGCAUGCGCGUCUUGGUCACCCUGGUCAAGAAACGCUCCAGCGCCUGUCCCGUUCCAUUGGUUUUUCCUGCACCAAAUCCAGCCGUCAUACUUGCCAUGCCUGUCGCUUAGGCAAACAUGUACGCCUGCCAUUCAGUGCAUCCAAUAAUGUCUCUAGUUUCCCCUUUCAACUCUUGCAUUGCGAUGUAUGGACAUCCCCAAUUUUAAGCAAUUCUGGUUAUCAAUACUAUUUGGUUGUUUUGGAUGAUUA